This is a messenger RNA of Eruca vesicaria subsp. sativa (arugula), 1638 nucleotides long. The record is from the annotation of a GenBank genome assembly. NCBI's taxonomy places the organism in Eukaryota, Viridiplantae, Streptophyta, Magnoliopsida, Brassicales, Brassicaceae.
AUCAUUUUGAAUUUUUAUUUGUGUCUGUCUCUUCAUGCACUAGUGUGUGAAUUAGACUAACAAACAAAUCGAAAUCAAUCUUUUAAUCCAAGUUUUCGCGCUCGCUCGAGCUGCAUUCCCCUAAGCUCGCCGUAGCUCGGCGAAGGAGAUGAGGAGCGUGUUGUUGCUGAUUGUGUACUCGCUAUGUUCAGUCGCGGUGGUUGUUCGGAGCGGAUCUAGUGAUGGAGACACCGAGACUACGAUUUCGCUAACGGAGAACAAACUGGUGGCGCCUGAGGUCACCAUGGUCCCUCUAACCUUGAUUCAAGAAGCUGGCGCCAAAGGAGCUGUGUGCUUGGAUGGGACGCUACCUGGUUAUCAUCUACAUCGUGGUUUUGGUUCUGGUGCUAACAAUUGGCUUAUCCAACUUGAGGGUGGGGGAUGGUGUAACAACCAUAGGAGCUGUGUGUAUCGCAAAACAAGUCGUCGUGGAUCCUCUAAUUUCAUGGAAAAGACUUUGCCUUUUACUGGAAUUUUGAGCGAUAAACCUCAGGAGAAUCCUGACUUCUUUAACUGGAACAGGAUCAAGUUGCGUUACUGUGAUGGUGCGUCUUUCGCUGGGGAUAGUCAGGACGAGAGUUCCAAAAUUUUCUAUCGAGGACAACGGAUUUGGCAAGCCGCUAUGGAAGAGUUCUUGUCUUUAGGCAUGCAGCAAGCAAAUCAGGCUCUGCUUUCUGGAUGCUCAGCCGGAGGAUUAGCUUCCAUCUUGCACUGUGAUGAGUUCAGAGACCUGUUACCUAGUUCCACAAAAGUCAAGUGCUUAAGUGAUGCUGGAAUGUUUCUAGACGCCGUGGAUGUCUCUGGGGGCCACUCACUCAGGAAUAUGUUCCAAGGCGUUGUUACAGUGCAGAACCUCCAGAAGGGCUUGUCCAGUACUUGUACAAACCAUUUGGAUCCUACCUCGUGCUUCUUUCCUCAGAACUUGGUUUCAGACAUCAAAACCCCAAUGUUUCUUCUCAACACAGCAUAUGACUCGUGGCAGAUCCAAGAGAGCUUAGCUCCUCCAACUGCUGACCCAGGUGGCAUCUGGAAGGCAUGCAAAUCAGAUCACUCGCAAUGUAACUCAUCACAGAUCCAAUUCUUCCAAGAAUUCAGGAACCAAAUGCUGUUUGCCGUAAAGUCAUUCUCCACAUCAGACCAGAACGGUCUUUUCAUAAAUUCUUGCUUCGCCCAUUGUCAGACUGAAAGACAGGACACUUGGUUUGCGCAAGAUUCUCCCCAACUUAACGGAAAGAGAGUUGCAGAGAGUGUAGGUGACUGGUACUUCCACCGAGCCAAAAAUGUCAAAGCCAUCGACUGUGCUUACCCAUGUGACAAAACUUGUCACAAUCUGAUUUUCGAUGUUAAUCAAAGAGGUGUAGAUUGGAUUGUUGAUCCAACAGCUCUAGAGAUCUCAGCUUCUUCUUCGAGGUUUUGUUUUCUUGUUUUUAGAGCCUCUCUGGUCCCUCUAGUGUUGACAACACUCGUCCUCAUAUUCUUAGUUCAGUAGUUAUAGGGAGACCUUAUUCUUUCAUAGCUCAACUUUUAUAUAACCAUUUGAUUCAAGUGUCGAAUCUAAGUUAGUAAUCAAAUCCAUGUACGCAGAACAGAAUAUAUCAC